Poecilia latipinna (sailfin molly) is the source of this 5068-nucleotide messenger RNA. It is a transcript of the gene mief1, whose product is annotated as mitochondrial elongation factor 1. The coding region runs from base 468 to 1895 and encodes 475 amino acids. NCBI's taxonomy places the organism in Eukaryota, Metazoa, Chordata, Actinopteri, Cyprinodontiformes, Poeciliidae. Gene Ontology annotation, biological process: positive regulation of mitochondrial fission; mitochondrion organization. Gene Ontology annotation, cellular component: mitochondrial outer membrane. The record is from RefSeq and is a predicted model, not a curated record. The transcript is spliced from 6 exons.
UCUGGUGGACCUGACCAGCCAUUUUCUAUUCUCUUUAAUGCCACCGGGAGAUUUACUCGGCCAAUAUCAGCGAUUCAGCUUCAGGUAGGGACCAAAACAAAGCUGAGGCAACGAAGGACAAGAACAGCGUCUAGGGUCACCACCCUAUCCAUGUGUGUUUCCUGAUGGGCAGCUGGUCCCGCGGUGCUGUGCUGGAGCUGUACAGGGCGCUGCUCCGCGCAGGGCGUCACCUUCAGUACACCGACCGGAACUACUACCGCCGGGCCGUGGCCCGUGAGUUUCGGCGCUGCCAGGCCCUGACCGUACCCGAGGAUAAGGAGGAAGCACUGAAGAGGGGCCAGUUCUUUCUCAACAGCAGGCUGGGCGGGCUUAUGUAGGGCGGGGGGAGGGGAAGGGAACACCCGGUGGUGGGGUCAAGAGGUCGUCAGGAUCUGCAUCUCUCAGGUUUGUAUGCUCUCGGUGGCAGGAUGGCGGGCGUGAACGGAGACCGCAAGGGGAAGAAAGAUGACAACGGGAUCGGGACCGCUAUCGACUUCAUGCUUUCCAAUGCCAAACUCGUUCUGGGUGUGGGCGGGGCAGCCAUGCUGGGCAUCGCGACCCUCGCUGUCAAAAGAAUGUAUGACCGGACCAUAAGUGCCCCCACCAGCCCCACCAAGAUGCAGCAGACGGGGAAGAGAAGCUGGGAAGAGCCGGCCUGGGUGGGCUCGUCUCCACGAGUUCUCAACCACGACAUGAAGUCCACAGUUAGCCGCUCCCUGCAGUCUCUGCCCACGACCUCUUGCUCUUUUGAACCAGACUGCCUGCGCAGAGCCGCAGGUCGCUCCGCGGUGGGAGGAAGCGGCGCCACCCAGUCCAGCCUGAUGCAGGCCCGCAUGCGCCUCUCCCUGCAGGAGCGUCUGUGGGACUUUUACCAGACCAGGGUCAACAUCCCCGCCGAGGAGCAGGCCACGGCCAGGAGGGCGGCGCUGGACAUCUGCGCCGAGCUGCGGGUCUUCCUUCACGCCAAGCUGCCUGACAUGCCACUCAGAGAGAUGUACCUCAGCGGCAGUCUCUAUGACGACCUGCAGGUGGUGACGGCCGACCACGCCCAGCUGAUGGUGCCUCUCGUGUUGGAGAAGAACCUGUGGUCGUCCAUCCCCGGCGAGGACACCAUCAUGAACAUCCCGGGGUUCUGGCUCGUCCGCAGGGAGAACCUGGAGUACUUCCCUCGCAGCAGCAGCUACUGGGACCGCUGCAUGGUCGGCGGCUACCUCUCCCCCAAAUCGGUCCUGGAGGUCUUCGACAAGCUCGUCGCCGGCUCCAUCAACUGGCCCGCCAUCGGCAGCGUCCUCGACUACAUCAUCCGCCCCGUGGUUCCCUCGGAGACGCUCACCCUGGAGGUCCAGUACGAGACGGACCGCAGGCUGUACGUGGACUUCCUGCCUCUGCUGGUGAUGGAGGACGGAACGUCGCUGAUCGCCAAGCCACACCGGCUCGCCGCCGAGCGCCAUGAGAACUUGUGGCGGCAGAGCUUCCGCGUGGCCGAGACGGCGCGCCUCCGGGCGCUGGACCAGGAGGACGGCGGCUGCCGGUACGCCUGCCUCAAGGCGGCGAAGGCGGCGUGCAAGCUCAACCCGGCUCUCCACCGCCUCAACUCCAGCCAGCUCACCAACGCCAUCCUGCUGCUGAGCGAGAAGGAAGGCGACUGGACGCGGGAGGCGCUGGCCGACCGCUUCCUGCAGCUGCUGCGAGCGCUGGUGGGACACUUGGAGGCCGGGAGGCUGCCGUGCGCCCUCAACCCCAAAGUUAACUUGUUCUGCGAGCUGACGGAGCAGGAAGUGGACGAGCUGGGGUACACGCUCUACUGCGCCCUGUCAGAUCCAGAGCAGCUGCUGAGAACUGCUGCGGAGCCGUGAAACGACUCCAACAAGCAACAAAUUAGAAGCCAACGUCAGUUUUUUUUUUUUUCUUUUUUAUUAUUUUUGGGGGUCAAAUAUUCUUCAGUCGUGAUGAAGCUCCAGAAGAAAAAACCCUGCAUGGAAAACAAAUCACCUCUUUUUGUUCUUGUUACCUCUAAAAAACCAUCAGUGAGUAACCAUGACGCAGUGUUGGACUCGCCUCAAAGCCAUUGUAUUAAUGAAGUUUAGCCUGUUGUGCUCAGAUCACCUCUGAGGUCUUUAACUUCCUGUCGUGUAGAAAGAGGAAUGCACAAAUUCAGCUUUAUUUGGGCUCCUUUGACCUCCAUUUGCAGUUACUAUGGCAACUGUUACCAAUCUGUUUUUAAUUUAGUUUCAAAGGAUUGAAUGUAAUGUUAAGUGUUGUAUGGCAAGCCAAUGUGUAAUAAAAUCCUGAUCAGCCUCAACGACUCGGCGUUCUUAAAAAUAAAACGAUGUAAGAAUCAAAUUUCUGCACAUUUAAAUUUCAUUAAUACAGUGGCUGAUUAACGUAUUUCACACUAUGGUACCUUGCAAAAGUAUUCACACCACUUUAAUUUUUUUUUUCACAUUUUGUCAGCUUACAACCAUAAACUUUUAUCUAUUUGAGUCAAAUUUAUCGACCCAAACAAAGUGGUUCAGGAUCUGAAAAGUGUGGCGUGCAUUUGUUUUCUGCCCCACUUACUCUAAAAUCUUCAAAUAAAAUCCAGUGCAUUAGUAAAAUAGACUCAGACCUGUUUGUAAUUUAAUCUAGUGACAGCAGCAGUAUGAAUUUAUUUAUUUAUUUAUUUACUUCAGUGGCAUCAAAACAAAGAUGGCUGAACUCAUUUACGCCAAACUGCUUCAACUUCUGGCUGAAACAUUUGUUCUCCCUCGCGUGUUCACUUGUGACAAAAUGUGAAAAAAGGUUCAAUUGUUGUGACUUUUGUGUGACACUGUGCAAAAACUUUUGAACGUCGUGGUCCCAGCGCGAUGUAGAAAGUGGUAAAAGUUUAGUUGAGAUUCUAACUGGAGGUGAAACAGGACGACCAUAUAAGGCGAGCAGGAAAUGCCCGAUUUGUUGCCGGUGAGGAUAAAACAAAAAGCUGCUCUUUGUUUGUUGGAAUAAAAAGGAGUUUUAUUCUGUAAUUGCUUGGACGUGGAUGUGGACACAAAUUAUCAGAAAAUAUUUUAACCCCGUCUGGUUCGUUCAUUUGGAGCCUAAAUCUUUGUAGCAAAUUUAAGAUAACCCAUAAACUACCAGAUAGGCUGCAGAAGCUGCUCCAGUUUCAGUUUGGAGCACUUUGUUCAUUCUGAUGCCUUUAGGCGUGUGUAAAUGCAGAUUCAUGUAAAGGAUCCAGGCAGUGUUGUGUUAAGCAGCCAGACGUUAGAUUGGAUUAAGGUGCAGGUCUGUGUCGCUACGGCUAAAAGGACCAGGAGGGAUCCAUUAUUAACCUGCAGUCGGUAAGCUGCUUCUGCCCGUCUGAUCUUUGUGUUGAACAAUAGUUUCCAGGUGCUAAUCUUAGGUCAUGAUCAGGAUCUUAACACAGGCCUGCAGGUACAGCGUCUCGCUAAACAAACCGUUAAAUCAACGCUGUAGGAUCUGAAGUGGAACGGAACUAAUAUGGCCGUCACUUUAUUUCACAGGGUUCUGGUAAAUUUUCCCUUUCCAAAAUUUUCUGUCUUUAUUUUCAACAUUUGAGCACAGAUAUUUAAACUUGGUUGGCGGCUUUUUUUUUUUCUCCUCCAUUUUGGCUUUUUUGUUAUGUUUUUGCGUCGGGACAAACAGAGACAGACCUUUUGAAUUCCCGUCGUCAUAAGUCACAGCUUGGGAUCUUUUAAGCUUUAUUUGGUGAGAAUAAAAAAAGUUAGUGUCAGAACUAUCUUUAGCAUCUUAAUCAGACCAACUUGUGACACCUUUGUGUCAUAAGUUUUAAGAAGGUCCAAAAGUUCAAACAGUUGAGUUGAAUUAUUUUCAGUGAGUUUUGUUUUUAUGUUGCAAAAUGAAAGCUAAAAGUCAAUUUUAACCCAAUUUUCUCAGAAAAGUGUCUGUCUUUUACCAGAUUAAUAAACUUACGUUUCAAUACCCAGUUAUGCUUUAUGCCAUACUUCUAAAGACUGUAUUGGAACCCUGAUGCACAAAUUAGACAAAAGUCACAUAUUUGUUUUCUACCACAGUAAGAAAAUGUUAAUGCAGCCGUCAGCUUUGGAGAUUUGUGUCAAUUUUCUUUGCAAAGUAUCUUAAGCUCAGUCAGGAUGGAUGGAGAGCAUCUGCGUAACAUCCAGAUUUUCCACAGAUGAGCUUAUUUUGGUCUGGACUUUGACUAGGCCAUUGAUGCUCAUUGAACUAAAGCAUUCCACUGUCGCUCUGGCAGCUGGAAGGUGAACCUCCAACCUGAUCUCAGGUCAGUGCAGUUUCUAACUGGUUCUCUUCUCCUCUGUCCCCACAGCAUGCUGCUGCCACCGCUUAGAGAUGGGGUUGACAUGCAGCGCAGUAUUAGUUUAGUUUUACUCAUAGGAAAACUUUAAAUGGAGUAUUAAUACUUUUGCAAGGCAGCUUUCCUUUUGUUUUUUAGCCAAAGAUUGUGUUCAUUUGCUCAGAAAUCAGUGAUUCGCUCCCAGAAUAUAAAAGUUUAUUCCAAAUUAAAGAUAAGUAGGAACAGCUGCCAGACUCAAGUAGAGUUAGUCACACAUCUAGUUGUUCUGUUUUCACUCUUAGCCUUAGGAUAAAGUUGAAACAUCACCUCAUCUCCACACAUGUAAUCCUGUUCAUAUCGUGUACAUUGAUCGAUUUAUUUAAUCAUGACAAAAGAAAACAAGUGAAUAUUUUUGUAUUUAUUAAACAUUUGUAACCAAAAAAAGAGAGCUGAAUAUUUAUUUUCACUGAUUCAGGUCAACAUAGAACGGUACAUAUCUGUGCAUUAUCAAGUGCUUUGGUCAGAGUGUAGAGUUUUCUGUGCAUAUGAUGAGUCUUCCUCUGCAUAUUAAUUCAUGCUGUACGUUACUACUGUGCUAAAGUGAGGCGUCGCCAUGCCACGUCCGAAAAUAAAACCCAAAACCGGUCGCUUCUUCUGAGCGGAGGGCAGCCGUACGCUGUGAUGCAUGUAACCCCAAAACCCAUGAGUUCUUUUUAAACAUUGGAGCACUUUGUAUACGUCAAUAAACGUUGAAAUGAU